Lactuca saligna is the source of this 687-nucleotide messenger RNA. Lineage: Eukaryota; Viridiplantae; Streptophyta; Magnoliopsida; Asterales; Asteraceae. The record is from the annotation of a GenBank genome assembly.
AUGAAGACUCAUCGUCUCAACUUGAUGAAGCAGAUAAAACGUGAAUUGGGAUGUAAAAAGCUCUAUGGAACCCUGAUCCGUAGAACCCCGUUUUGGCAUUGGGGGCGGGAAACGAGGGAUUUCAAGAUCGAGGUUGGAUUCGGGUUUGGGGGAAAUAGAAGAAUUAUGGGGUGGAGGAUGCUAUUUUUGCCCUCAUUUGGUCCUGUUGACAUCCCUAAGAUAACUUUAACAAGAAAAGAAGUUGAAGACAACCAACUACUUGCCGAAAUAUGCUCUCAGACAGUUGCAAACAGUGGCGGAGGCAGCCACUUUAAGUGGGGUGCAUGGCCCCACUUGGAGCUAAACAUUUAUACAACACUCGAUAACUACUGUUCAUCCGUCAAGAGAUUUGUGCAUUCAGAACUCUAUGAAGGGUUGAAGGUGGAGGAAUGUCGUCGAUCAUCAACCGAAGUGGAAGAAAGUCGUAUUGUUGAAUGGCAAAGUAGAAAGAAAAGCAAGAGGAUAUUACUAAAGACGACAUUCAGCAAAUUCACUAAUGAAGAAUCCAAUCCAUUGCUUAUUGAUAUUGAAGAUGAAGACAAUCAAGGAAACGAAAUAGUACAACCUCGGAUUAGAAGAGAAGGACAAAAGAAGUGUUCAACACCUAAGAAGAAAACUAAAAAACAAAGUGGUGGUGAUGAUGAUUAA